AUGCCUAAGAAUAAGGGAAAGGGUGGUAAGAACAGGCGUCGUGGAAAGAACGAGAACGACAACGAGAAGCGUGAGCUCGUCUUCAAGGAAGAAGGCCAGGAGUAUGCGCAGGUCGUGAAGAUGCUCGGCAACGGCCGUCUGGAGGCCAUGUGCUUCGACGGCGAGAAGCGACUGGCGCACAUUCGCGGCAAGCUGAGGAAGAAGGUCUGGAUCAACCAGGGCGACAUCAUCCUCCUCUCGCUGCGUGACUAUCAGGACGAAAAGGGCGACGUGAUCAUGAAGUACACCGCCGACGAGGCCAGAAGUCUCAAGGCCUACGGCGAGUUGCCCGAGCACGCCAAGAUUAACGAGACCGACACCUACGGCCACGAAGGUUUCGAGGACAACGUCGAGUUCGACGAAGACCGUGAGAGCGAAGACGAGAAGGAGAUCGAUGUCGACGACCUCUAA
Messenger RNA from Aspergillus clavatus NRRL 1, 450 nucleotides. Its product is annotated as translation initiation complex factor eIF1A. Bases 1 to 450 code for a protein of 149 amino acids. Gene Ontology annotation, biological process: translational initiation. The transcript is spliced from 2 exons. Gene Ontology annotation, cellular component: cytoplasm. The record is from RefSeq and is a predicted model, not a curated record. Gene Ontology annotation, molecular function: translation initiation factor activity; RNA binding. NCBI's taxonomy places the organism in Eukaryota, Fungi, Ascomycota, Eurotiomycetes, Eurotiales, Aspergillaceae.